AUGCAACGGUCGCCAUCUAGAAAAAGCUCUCGUUUGCAGACAGCAACUAGCCAAAAUGUGAAUAGUUCCACGCCUGCCGGAACAGAUAGUUCAGCAAAUGUUUCUCAAAUGCCGUCGAUACAAAAUGUCAGUUCUGUUGCCCUCGGAACGACAACAACCGUAACUAGUGCCUCUAUAAGUGCCCCUAGAGAACCGACACCUGCUGUAUCAACGCAAAACAUUUUCAGUUCAACAAGUGAAGAGCCCUUUAGUCUGCCGCCGUUAGUGCCCGGUCCUAAUGUGAGAACCCAGCCACCACAAACCAUAUCGUCUGAUAAUGAGAACCUGCAACGACAAAUUGAUAUCCUGCAAGCUCAAUUGGCAAACGCUCAACGUGCUUUAAGAGCAAAUCAAAAUUUAAAUACGCCGAAUGUUAUUGGACAUAAUGCGCCAGUCAUCCAAAGUAUUAGCAGUGGCCCUGAGAACAUGGUUGAUCGCCGGAAUCCAACGCCAUAUUCCUAUGUUAGUCAGUCAGACCAGUUGAUGACAUCUCAGCCUCUUAUUGUUUCCCCUGCUACAGUGCCCAUGCCAGUACAACGCAAACUUUAUGAUCUGCCCGAAUUUUGUGGUACUCCCGAGGACUGGCCAAUGUUUUUGUCUGCCCUUGAACAUUCGACAGCGGCAUAUUCGUACAAUAAUUUUGAAAAUUGUUUGAGAUUACAGAAGGCUUUGAAAGGUGAAGCCAGAGAGUGCGUGAAGUCGUUGCUCAUCCACCCAAAUAAUGUGCCAACAGUUAUAGAGCAAUUAAAGCUACAAUAUGGUCGCCCAGAGUUGCUUAUUCGAUGUCAAUUGCAACAGAUGAAGGAAGUUCAGCCCAUAGCAGAAAACGCGAUCGAUAAAUUGGUGCCGUAUUCCAUUAAGGUCAGAAAUUUAGCAGCAUUUUUGGAAUCUGCCAAUGGUUAUCAACAUUUGUCGAAUCCAACACUCAUGGAGGAGUUAGUACAGAAGCUUCCAAUGAGCAAACGUUUGGAUUGGGCCCAGUUUGCUUCAACUUUACCUCAGUUGCCGACUAUUUUGGAUUUUAGUACCUGGCUCCAGCGUGUUGCAAAUUUGGUAAGAAGUGUGCAAAUAAGCAGUUCAAGUGGCAAUAGAUCUAACAGUGAUCCAAAACAAAAAGUGGUUUUAUAUGCUUCUGAUGGCCCAGAACGUCAGUUAAAAUGUUUUUAUUGUGUUGGCCCACAUAAAAUUUUUGAUUGUAAGAAAUUUUUAGAAUUGAGUGUGCCUAAUAGAUGGAGUGAAGUGAAGAGAUUGAAGUUAUGUUUUUCGUGUCUCAGUGGUGGUCAUUCAAGUAAAGAUUGUCGUCGGCGUAAGCAGUGUCCAAUGGAAAAGUGCCAAAGAAAUCACAACAAAUUAUUGCAUGAAACUAAACCUAAUGAACCAAGUGAACGAUCCGUAAAUGUGCCGCCAACAGAGAGAGCUUCAACAGUCGAACCAUUGCUUAGUUGUGUUUCCAGUGCUAGUGAAAGAAGUGAUUUGUUGUUCAGAGUGCUCCCAGUGGUUCUUUAUGGACCAAAUUGUGCUAUUGAAACUUAUGCACUCCUAGAUGAAGGUUCUUCGGUCACGAUGAUGGAUAGCUCUUUAGUGAGACAGCUUGGACUGCAUGGUCGACAAAGUCAAUUGAAUUUGAGUUGGUAUGGUGGUAAAUCGGCACAAGAACCAGUUAUGGUGGUGGAUCUUCAUGUGAGCGGUGUUAAUAAGAAGAGGAAAUAUGCUUUGAAAAAUGUGUAUGGUGUCUCGAAUUUGAAGUUGCCUAGUCAGAGUUUUAAUGCGGAUUUAGUAAAGAAUCAUGGUGUGCCUUUAAACUCAUAUGAAUGUGUGGCUCCAAAGGUACUAAUUGGAUUGGACCAUUGCCAUUUAGGAUUGCCCGAUGAAAUAGUCCCUUUGGAAGAUGCUGGUCCAUAUGCUGCCAAUACUCCUCUUGGAUGGGUUGUUUUUGGAAACGUGAAAGGAGGUCGCCCUGGAAGCCAAACAUGUUUGCUGACACAGUUGGAUAAUUUAAAUAAUUUGGUGGCAAAUUAUUUUGAAACUGAAAAUUUUGGUGUUAAGGCUCUACCAGUGAUUGAGUCAAGAGAUGAUUUACGUGCACGAGAGAUAUUGAGAAAUUCGACGAAGAGGGUUGCCGGAAGAUUUGAAUCCAGACUACUAUGGUGUAAUGAUGACGUAGUCCUGUCGGAUAGCUAUUCCAUGGCCCUUAAUAGAUUUUUUGGAAUGGAAAGAAAAAUGAAAAAUAAUCCUGAAUUUGGUGCGGCCUAUAAACAAAUAAUAAGUGAAUAUUUGCAGAAGCGGUAUGUACGCAAAUUAUCAUUGAGUGAAGUCGAUACGUUUCAUCCGAGAACGUGGUACUUGCCCCACUUUGGUGUCGUAAUUCCUAAUAAGCCAGGGAAGAUUCGUAUGGUGUUCGAUGCAGCAGCAAAGGUGGAAGGUGUCUCGUUGAAUUCAAAGUUAUUGAAAGGCCCUCAGCAAUACAAACCGUUGCCAUCAGUUUUAUUUAAUUUUAGAAUCGGUUCCGUAGCUGUUUGUGGGGACAUAAAGGAAAUGUUUCAUCAAGUUGUUGUUGCUGAGGAAGACAGGUGUUCGCAGAGGUUCUUGUAG
This is a messenger RNA of Calliphora vicina (urban bluebottle blowfly), 2631 nucleotides long. RefSeq lists its product as uncharacterized. Lineage: Eukaryota; Metazoa; Arthropoda; Insecta; Diptera; Calliphoridae. Gene Ontology annotation, molecular function: nucleic acid binding; zinc ion binding. The record is from RefSeq and is a predicted model, not a curated record. The transcript has a single exon. The coding region runs from base 1 to 2631 and encodes 876 amino acids.